CCACAAGAAUCAUCUCCGUGGUGGGCCAGAGGAAGCGAAACGAAAGACCAAGAUGCACACGCUCCCUUCGGACGUGGUGACCCCUCCAGAAAAUGUCGCCCAGACCACGGCGUCACAACCACCUCUUUCACCUUCCAAGACCACCAUCAUAGGUCUCUCGGGACCUUCCAGUAGUGGGAAAACCACACUGGGGAGAUUAUUGAGAAGUAUAUUCAAUGUCGUCGUCGUCGUUGGACCGGAAGGGGCUGGAACCGGGCAGCAAAGCGAAGACGAGCAAAACAAAAGAGAGUACAGAUUGAGUCUGUUUAUUUUGCACCAAGAUGAUUUUUACAAGACCGAUAAAGAUGUACCAUGGGUGACCAUAUCGUCGACCAAAUACGGGGUCCGGAAAGAUCAAGACUGGGAUUGUGUAGGGUCACUCGACCUGCCACUGUUUCGACGUACAUUGACCCACGUACGUGAUUUCGGUACCCUACCACCUGACAAUGUCAGCAUGGAAGAUCAAAAUUCCGUGGGCGACGUGCACGUCACGACGGACCAAGUGGAAGGUCUCCAGAAGAGAGUCAAGUCGUGGUUUGAAAGAUUGAUCAGGGAGAGUCGGACUACUGGUGGUGGUGGUACCACCACCACCACGAAGGAAUUCCCGAGGGAAAUUCGAAUUUGUCUAUUGGAAGGGUUUUUAUUGUUCCCUCCAUCUCCCACGGCCACUCCGGCAAAGGAUUUCACCACCGCAGCGACGAGCGGCCUGGCCGGCGAUGAGACCGUCGAUCUUGCCCGACUUUCUGAUCUGAUGAGUGGGAUUUUGAACUCGAAAUUGUUUUUACCUUGUACGAAGAGACAAAUGAUGGAAAGGAGGGAAAGGAGGACGGGUUACGUCACCCUGGAAGGUUUCUGGAAGGAUCCUCCCGGUUACGUCGAAGAUUUGGUCUGGGUGAAUUAUAAAAGGUAUCACGGUUGGAUGUAUCGAGACCACGACACCGAAAAGGAUCAAGAGCAGGAGAAGGAAGACGAAGAAUUUGACGAGGAAAAGUGUAGACGACAAGGGGUGGAAUUGUUUUUACAACAAGACGGACAAAAAGUCGGUCAGGGUACCAUGAAGGAAUGUUUGGAAUGGGGUGUUGAAAGGGUAGAGGAGGCAGUUAUGAAAUUGAUUUGAUGAUGAUGAUGAUAAAGGUAUAUAAAGAGUAUGAGUAUGAGAUGUGUAUAUAUAUCUAUG
This is a messenger RNA of Exophiala oligosperma, 1216 nucleotides long. RefSeq lists its product as uncharacterized. NCBI's taxonomy places the organism in Eukaryota, Fungi, Ascomycota, Eurotiomycetes, Chaetothyriales, Herpotrichiellaceae. The coding region runs from base 53 to 1156 and encodes 367 amino acids. Gene Ontology annotation, cellular component: cytoplasm. The transcript is spliced from 2 exons. The record is from RefSeq and is a predicted model, not a curated record.